CAGCAGCACCGCGGGGGCAGUAUGGCCGGCGGUGGCGUAGUAGUGCGCCGCAAGUGACAGAUACACGAUCGUCCGCUUGACCGCCGCAUCCAUCUCCGGGGUGUCCGCGCGCGCCGCGCGAAACUCCGAGUGGUAGAAUGAUCGUUUCUAUCUGAGUGAACGAACGAGAGGGAGAAGAAAGAGCAAGAGAGUGCGUGAGAGAAAGUGAACGGAAGAAGGAGAGAGAGAGAGAAAGAGAGUAAGUGAGAGAGGUAAAGAUAGGGAGAGAGCGAACCCGUGCAGCAACCCGCCACUAUCCCCGGCACCGGUGUGAUGAUCAAGGAUAUGGCGGACGAUGAGGCCAUACAGGCCACCAACGACGACGCCAGCGAGUGCAAGCGUUACGCGGUGCAGCUCGGCUACUGGUGCGACCCGUUCAUCAGCCUGUUCGUCAAGCAGACCGCCCGGAAGGCGCCCGAGAUCAAUCGCGGAUAUUACGCCAGAGUCAAGGGCAUCGAGCUCUUCGUCGACAAAUUCCUCAAGUUGUCUGGCGGUAAGGGGCAGAUCAUAAACUUGGGUUGUGGUUUUGACACACUCUACUGGAGGCUCAGGGAGGCGGGGAAUAGCUCUGCGAACUUUGUAGAGCUCGACUUUCCCAGCAUAACUGCGAAGAAAUGUUAUCACAUCAAGAAACACAAGCAAUUAAUCGAUAUGCUAAACACCGAAGACGGAGAGAUCCGAUUUUCGACCACAGAGCUGCACGCCGCGAAUUAUCAUCUAGUCGGUACAGAUCUGCGACACAUAGCGGAGUUGAAUAAUAAGUUGACCCAAGCCGAAGUCAAUUUUAAUUUACCCACCAUGUUCCUCGCAGAAUGUGUUCUAGUGUAUGUAGAUGCUAGCGCGACCUCAUCGUUGUUGAAAUGGCUAGCGGGCAAGUUUUCCAAUAGCCUCUUCGUCAGCUACGAACAGGUGAACAUGAAGGACAAAUUUGGCCAAGUUAUGCUGUCAAAUCUCCGUAGUCGCGGAUGCUUAUUGGCAGGCGUGGAAGACUGCGAAUCGUUGGAGACUCAACAAAGGCGCUUUACCAUAAAUAAUUGGGAAGGCACGAGCGCAUGGACGAUGGUGGAGGUUUAUGAUUCACUGCCUGUAAUGGAUCGUAAUCGAAUCGAGCAUAUAGAGCUGUUGGACGAACGAGAACUCCUCAUUCAGCUACUUCAGCAUUAUUGUAUCGCCAUCGCUUGGAACGGACAAACAUUCAAAAAUCUGUCUAUAGCACAGGGUUAGAUCAUCAUCUAACUCUUCCUCUCUGUGUCUAUCUUGCGAGUUACUCCAGGUAAUGACAUCAUAUAAUCCCUAACUCGGCAAGUUCUUAUGAAUUACUUGUAAUACCCCAACUGACAGCAGGAGAUUAAUGAUUUUUAAAUUACGCUUAUAUUCUGAUUAUUCGAUAAGAUUCGAAUUGAAACUUUUAUCUUUUCCAUCUUUCAAACAGUUUGCUAUAAUAAUUUUUGUAUAUUCUUCGAGUAUAUUCCUUGUCCUCCACUAAAAGCGUCAUGAAUAUAAUAUUUUUUAAUGACUGCUGUAAAACGAGACUGCUUGUAAAGCGAUUCUCGAUGUUGCGUGAGAUAUGACUAGCUAAUACGCCAACAAUGACCGGAUAAAGUCGUUUUGAUGUCCUUUCGCAGAUUUCCAGUCAUCUUAAUUUACAUUCGACGUACCUUCGAAUUUUGUGUAUGAUGAAUAACGACCUUAUCUCUGCAAAAGAUCGAUCAUGUCUCGCUUCAGAUUUUUCUGAUAUGUAAAGGUACGGUCGAUAUUAUAUAAUUAAUGUAGAUUGCUGUUGUGUUAUAUAAUUGUGUGUGUGCGGCCAAAUAGCGCGUUAAUACUGCGCAGAGUAAUUUAUUAUAUUAUGAGAUAUACCAUCGCGAGGAGAUCAAUCAUUCAACGCUCAUUACAUUUUUCUGUCACUAUUUCGCUUAUUAUCCGACUAUAAUCUCAUUUUAAUAUGAAAGUUUUAGAUUUUGUUAGUUGCAAAGGAUAAUAUUAUAGAAGCUAAAUCUGUUUCUUUUAUCUGCACAGUUUUACAUAUUUCGCAUAAAAACGAUAAAUGUAUUCUUAUUGUGCAAGGAGAAAAAAUGUAAAGAAAAAGGAAAAUAUCUAGAAAGUAUAAUGAUUUUUUAUCUAGAUUCUAUAUUUUGAAUAUAUCUUUCAUUGCAAAUAUAAAACUGUAUUUUUCUGAAACAUUCGUACAUAAAACUCCAACCCUUUGAAAGUUUUAAUACACGAGAAUUCAAAGGAGAAGUGAUGUAACAUUAUUUCGUAUGCGCGAUACGAUCUUUGAGUAUAUUAAGUAUAUUAGAGAUUACGAAUCACAUUGAGUCGUGAGAAAUAAAUCGCGAUUAAUAUUACGAUAUAUAAACGUGUUAUGAGCGAUUAGUUUCGUACAGAUGCGUGGCCUGUGAAACGCGCGAUGUGAUUGAUUAUUUAAGAUAAUAAAAACAAAAGUGUGCACAACGAAAGUAAGAUUUUAAGCAAUCGAGCAAGUACUUAAUUACUCUUGCGAGUGGAUCGCAUCGCGAACAUCAGCCUUAAUUAAAAAAUCGGCAAUGUAUCUUUUUAAUUAUUUUCAUUUCUACACUCGUAGAUGUCGAAUUUUAUUUUCUGUAUUAAUUACCUUUAUUGCGAAUAUAAAAACUGCGUGCCGAUGUUCUUCGAUAAAAAUCCGACCAAUUGAUUUUAUGAUACGGAAAUCGCAUAUGCUGGCACAAUAUAGCUGCUCCGCUUCUUUUCUCAACACCAAUACCAAGUAUGUACGUUACAUUUAAGCAAGUCAUAGAACGAUAGUGUGAAGGAUCAAAGGUCACAAAGAUUUAUUUUCAUAUUGAGGAAUAUCAGGGUUACGCAUGUGUAUUCAAUCUAAGGAUAAUACGAGGAGAUAUUAUAAGCUCUUACGAGACACAUUCAAA
Camponotus floridanus (Florida carpenter ant) is the source of this 2945-nucleotide messenger RNA. RefSeq names its product leucine carboxyl methyltransferase 1. The transcript is spliced from 4 exons. Gene Ontology annotation, biological process: C-terminal protein methylation. Gene Ontology annotation, cellular component: cytosol. The record is from RefSeq and is a predicted model, not a curated record. Gene Ontology annotation, molecular function: protein C-terminal leucine carboxyl O-methyltransferase activity. Bases 313 to 1263 code for a protein of 316 amino acids. Lineage: Eukaryota; Metazoa; Arthropoda; Insecta; Hymenoptera; Formicidae.